This is a messenger RNA of Aspergillus alliaceus, 948 nucleotides long. Its product is annotated as 3'-5'-exodeoxyribonuclease. The coding region runs from base 1 to 948 and encodes 315 amino acids. The transcript has 5 exons. NCBI's taxonomy places the organism in Eukaryota, Fungi, Ascomycota, Eurotiomycetes, Eurotiales, Aspergillaceae. Gene Ontology annotation, cellular component: cytosol. Gene Ontology annotation, molecular function: 3'-5'-DNA exonuclease activity. The record is from RefSeq and is a predicted model, not a curated record.
AUGGGUGACACCAGUAAGCCCUUAAGAUAUGUUGAUAUCGGGAUCAAUUUUAGCGAUCCUGUUUUCAGAGGAGAAUAUCACGGAAAGCAGGUUCACGAGAGCGACCUGGAUGACAUCAUCCAGCGUGCUCGCGAAGUAGGAUGCCAAAAGUUCAUGGUCACAGGUUCUGACUUGGAAGAGUCUCGGCGUGCUAUCGAGAUUGCCCAGAAAUAUCCGGGAUUUUGCUAUGCCACAGUUGGAGUUCAUCCCUGCCAAGCAAAGCUCUUCGAUGAAUUCCCUGGCGGCCCAUCGAAAUUGCUUGACGAGCUGAGGAUCCUAGCCUUAGAGUCAAAAAAGUCCGGAUACGCGGUUGCAUUUGGUGAAAUAGGUCUCGAUUAUGACCGGUUGUUUCUAAGCUCAAAAGAGCCCCAGCUAAAGUAUUUCGAGGCCCAGUUGGAUCUCGCGGUUGAGAUACAACUACCUCUCUUCCUCCACUCUCGAGCUGCUAGCGAGGACUUUGAGCGGUUGUUAGCACCUAGGCUCGAAAGGCUUCCCAAGAAAGGCCUCGUGCACAGCUUCACUGGGACUCUUGAAGAGAUGAAACGCAUGGUGGCCCUCGGCCUAGACAUCGGCGUAAACGGCUGUAGCUUAAAGACUGAGGAGAACCUAGAGGUAGUGAAGGUUAUACCUCUCGAACAACUUCAAAUAGAAACGGAUGGCCCUUGGUGCGAAAUUCGCCCUUCUCAUGCCUCUUCCAAAUACUUAGAAGGUGCACCAGCAUUACCAAAGGCUGUGAAAAAGGAGAAAUGGCAAAAAGGAUGUAUGGUGAAGGGUCGCAACGAGCCUGCGGCCAUUGCCCAUGUCGCCCAUGUUAUUGCCAAGAUCAAGGGAAUCACCGUUGAGGAAGUUUGCGAAGCUGCCUGGAAUAAUUCAGUUCGGAUGUUUGGACUAGGGGAAGAAGCCCCGUAG